GCCGAGAGUAGACAUACAUUUGGCCAGGCUUCAGUAAAGCCGCACCCACGUAUCAGACGCGGAGAGCGAAAAAGUCCCAAACUCCUCGCCUUUUCAUUGGGUCGCUUUCUGAGAUAUCUCUCCCAUGUCGCCGACCACUUGCUAAGCUUCGCCAAAGACGCAAUCGAUUUGAGAUUUUUUUAAAAAAAAAUUGGAAAACGAACUAUGGCUGCGCCACCAGCAAGGGCUCGGGCCGAUUACGAUUACCUUAUCAAGCUCCUUCUUAUUGGUGACAGUGGUGUGGGAAAGAGUUGUCUGCUUUUGCGUUUUUCAGAUGGUUCAUUUACUACCAGUUUUAUCACCACCAUUGGCAUUGAUUUCAAGAUAAGAACAAUUGAACUUGAUGGAAAAAGGAUUAAACUACAAAUCUGGGAUACAGCUGGUCAAGAGCGCUUCCGGACAAUUACUACAGCUUACUACAGAGGAGCCAUGGGCAUUUUGCUGGUGUAUGAUGUUACGGAUGAGUCAUCUUUUAACAAUAUUAGGAACUGGAUUCGCAACAUUGAACAACAUGCUUCUGACAAUGUAAACAAGAUUUUGGUUGGGAACAAGGCUGACAUGGAUGAAAGCAAAAGGGCUGUUCCUACCUCCAAGGGUCAAGCUCUUGCUGAUGAAUAUGGUAUCAAGUUCUUUGAAACUAGUGCAAAGACAAAUUUGAAUGUGGAGGAGGUUUUCUUUUCAAUAGCAAGGGAUAUUAAGCAAAGGCUUGCAGAAUCUGAUUCCAAGGGUUCUGAGCCUCAGACAAUUAAGAUCAACCAACCAGACCAAAAUGCCGCUGAUGGUCAAGCAGCACAAAAAACAGCUUGUUGCGGUUCAUAAUCGAAUAAAAAAACAUUACAAAAGGGGGGAAAGAUUCUACUACAGCUUGCAUUGGUCUUGGUGUAAAACUAAAAUUGACGGGCUAGUUACAUUACCCCUUGAUAUAUUUUUCAGCUUCCAGCUCAGUAUUGGAGGUAGUUUUCUUCGUCCAUUUUGUUUGUGGAAUUUAUAACCAGACUAGUUCUCUUACUCUUUUAUGUCUUUUGGUUUGGGGAUUUGUCAUCAUUGACAGUUUUUACAUGUCACUACUCUUGAUGUAGAUAGAUAAUCAGGUUUGAGCUUUCUUCUCAGGAAAAUGCCUAGGAAUAGGAUCAAGUAUCUGCUCAAAUCUUUGUUAAUGUAUUGGAAUCCUAUAAACUUUCUGCAGUCAAAGAUGCCAUAUCUAUCUUUUCUA
Humulus lupulus (European hop) is the source of this 1252-nucleotide messenger RNA. RefSeq names its product ras-related protein RABE1c-like. Gene Ontology annotation, molecular function: GTPase activity; GTP binding. Gene Ontology annotation, biological process: protein secretion; regulation of exocytosis. NCBI's taxonomy places the organism in Eukaryota, Viridiplantae, Streptophyta, Magnoliopsida, Rosales, Cannabaceae. Gene Ontology annotation, cellular component: plasma membrane. The record is from RefSeq and is a predicted model, not a curated record. The transcript is spliced from 9 exons. Bases 205 to 858 code for a protein of 217 amino acids.